Molecule: messenger RNA, 5609 nt
Organism: Rhopilema esculentum
Lineage: Eukaryota; Metazoa; Cnidaria; Scyphozoa; Rhizostomeae; Rhizostomatidae
Biological process (GO): transmembrane transport
Molecular function (GO): calcium ion binding
Source: RefSeq, a predicted model, not a curated record
AUAUAAUUUGAGCUUUUAGUUUAGAGAUUUAGAGAAGUUGUAAUUUAGACGCUAGUUUGACGCUGAUGAAGAUAAAGAUAAAGACCAGUCGCCGUUUCUCUCUCUGACGUUCUCCUGCCGCCGCUAAAGUAAAGAUUCAGAAGCAAGGUCAUAAGUUAAAGCCCUGAAUUUUAUUGGUAUUUGUUAAAGUAGUAAGAACUCACGCAAUUUCAUGUUAUACUUAACACUGUCGUUCAACCUCAAGUAUAACAGUAGACAUGCUUGGUCCUUAUAACACAGCAUCACUAAAGUUAACGACAAUACGAACCGGCAGAAAAGGUUUGGUAAUAGGAUAUGUUAUAACUGCAAUAUAUGUUAUAACCUUGUUGUCACUACAGUUAUUGGGGGCAAUUUUUGUUUUUUAGGAAAACAGUGAAUUAAAGCAUUUUUUAAAAACGGGAUUCUUUUCCGGAAAAAGGCACUAAUAAUCAAGAAGAGGCACUGAACAAGGGGGCAUUGAUAAUUUUUCAAAAUACAGGGAGAGCUUCCUUGGCCCCCUAGCGGCUGACCCCUUCAUAAAUCACUGUAAUCAUCGCCAUCAUCGUUCAUUAUUAUUAUUUCAUAAACACAAUAAUUAGGAAAAUAAAGCUCGUUGCGCCCGGCUAUCUCGGGCAAUGAAGUAGAUGUAAAAUAGUUCUUUGUUUUGGCGCGAAACCGUAGCGAGGCUGCAACCCCGCCCUUUUAUCGUUGCUUUAUACUUUGGAACGAGUUCAGCUGACUGCGACGAUGUCCAAGAAAUAUUUGCUAGAGUUGUAAAUAUGGUGUAAAAGAAUUACCUGGGUAAAUUGAAGCAAAAUUUACAUUUUAUCGCCUUGAUGAGUUCUUGAAUAUAUUGCAGAGAGAGUAUACAAUUGGUUUUUUUGGCAUUGUUAUGAACUAGGCCAUUAGGCCUAUCUGUCACGGAAAGAACCAUUGCAAACAUGCGAGAGAAAGCUACUCAGAAACUCAGGGCAGCGUUUGCUGAAGUUGAUAAAAACGAAGAUCAUAAAAUUGACUGGUUUGAAAUACAGGAAUGCUGUGAUAAACUUAAUAUCUCUCUAAGCGGUACCGAUUAUGAAACUUUUAUGGACAGUGACCAUAGUAAUGAUGGCAGGCUAGAUUUCAGCGAGUUUUGUAUAUUUGUCGAGAGGCGCCUUGAAAACAUCUUCAAAGCUAUUGAUAUUGAUCAAAAUGGAAAGUUAGACGCAUAUGAAAUUCAGAAGUGCUUGGAGAUGAUGUCGAAACCGCUGUCUAUAAGGAAAAUUAAAGCAAUAAUUACAGGAAUGGACAAAGAUGGUGAUGGUGUUAUAAAUUUUGAAGAGUUUUCUGAUUUUUUCGCGGAUAUGCCUACAGCUAGCAUUGGCUCUGUGGCAGAUAAAUGGGCAAGAGGGUUUGGUAUUGAUAUUGGCAGUGACCAGGUUCCAGCUUCGUUACCACCAUCGGAAGUUCCACUUUGGAGGUUCAUGAUAGCUGGUGGGUGUGGUGGGGUAGCUUCAAGAACUGCCACUGCACCUUUAGAAAAAAUCAAAAUUCUUGCUCAGACUGCAACAAGUUCAAGUCGACUGAAGAUCCUGCACACACUCAAAAAUGUUUGGAGAACUGAAGGUUUUUAUGGGCUUUUUGCAGGGAACGGGACGAAUUUACUGAGGAUUUUCCCAACAUCAGCCAUCGUUUGUUUGGUUUAUUCAAGGAUGAUAAAAUAUACUCCGGUUGACAACGAGAAAAAUCCCAAUCAACCAUUGUGGAGAUUGUUAUCAGGAGCCACUGCUGGUGUUGUAGCAAAUACCUUGACUCAUCCGUUAGAUGUUGUGAGAGCCCGGUUAACAGUCCAAGAUAGAACGACCGCUGACGUCACUAGAUACAGAGGCAUUUCUCACGCAAUUCAAACGAUCAAAAGCCAGGAAGGAGUAGCUGCAUUGUUCAGAGGUUUGGGCCCAACCCUUGUCUCCAUUGCCCCAUUCUUGGCCAUUCAACAAUGCGUUUAUGACGUGCUAAAGAACUCUUCAGUGACAACCAUCUUCGGGAACAACGUGUCUACCUUUCUGGCAUGUGGGGCAUUGGCUGGCACUGUUGCACAGACGAUACAAAGGUUUGUUUCUUUCAUCCCGAAAAUUUUGGUGCAAAGCUAAACGGUACAGAGAUGUUCCAUUGUGAAGAUAUGUCCCAUGGUACGGGAAUGCACCAUUGUACAGUGAUGCCCCGUGGUACAAGGAUGAACCAAUGUAUAUUAAUGCCCAUUUGUACAGAGAUGUCUCAGGGUAUAGGGAUGUUCCAUGGAUGUUCCAUGGUACAGGGAAAUCCCACGGUACAGUGAUGCCCUAUGGUACAGGGUUGACUCAUUGCCCUGUGAUGCUCCGGGGUUACAGGGAUAAAACAAUGUACAUUGUACAGAAAUGUCCCAUGGUGCAGGGAUGCGCCAUUAUACAGUGAUGUCCUAUUUUACAUUGUAUUAAUUCGUUUUGCCUUAAAGGGGCUGGUACAAGUAAUCAUUAACAAACGUUUUUUGCGGGACAGUAUGCGUUUAAGAGAGGACUUACACGUGACCCAGCCCCUUUAACUUUAAAGACUCGUUGCUAACAAUGGGCUUUUGCGAACGUGGCGACGGUCCAAACAAUGGCAGUAAACUUCUACGGAUUAACCAAAAUUGGUUUCAGACAGUCUAAAAAUGCAUUAUGGGAUGCUUGCGUAGCGCAAUGGCUCAUUGUUAGCAAUGAGUUUUUAAACAUUUUUGAUUAGCGCUUUUUGUAUGUGAAGCAUCGCCAGCUAUCCAAAGUUGGCAAUAUUUCAUUUCAAUUAACGUGUGCUGUGUGCUGUGAAUCGAAAAUCGAUUCAUUAGACAAGAUAAAUACUCGCGCCUCUAACAUACAGCCUUGUCCUACCCCUGUCGUGUAUCUCAAUCUCUUAGUUACUCCUUGUAGAGUUGUGAUACAGCAUACAAUUAUUGUUCGUAUUUGUGACUUUGUUUACGAAUCGUCAAAUCUAUAGCCUUUUAAAAAGUUGGAUGUUUUAUGUUACCGGAUCAACUUAAGAAUCAAUUACAUAACCACUUGAUGAUAGAAAACAUUUUAUGUGGCUAAUACUUUUUCAAUAAGUAUAAUGAUUUUGGAUUUUCCCAAGCUUCAACUCAAAGGUCUUUUAUUUAAAGUAUUUUAUCCAUGGAAAGUUUUUAUUCUUUCCAUGGAUAUCAUAAAUAUACUCAAAUGGCUUUAGAAGAAGACAUUAAGCAAGCGUCAGAAGCAUGCGAAUCGGUAAGAUGAAGAAAGUAAAGUCUGAAAACACCUGUUGUUUAAUAAAUUAUGAAGCAGAUGACGCAAAUAAGCUAAGCCCUCCUAUUCGACUUGUUGAGAUGAAAUAAUCCCUCCAGACACUUCAUGUCCAUCACGCUACAAAAUGUCGACUGAUUCAGAGAGCUGAUUUCCAAUGAGAGCUGGAUAUCAAUCACAUCAUAUCCAGGCUGUUAUCCUUUAAAGUCCUCUUGAAGACAAGCAGGAGUCACCUAUAUAGAAAGGGAAAUUUCCGAUUUCAUAAGUUCCUUUUUUCCAUGCUAAUAAUCAGGAUCGCAGGAGGUUUCGGAAGUCCCGGGGCAAAAACGAAAGAGGAGGCCAACUGCGAGCGAAGUGAGCAGAAAUUUAUAGCGACCACGCUCUGACUAGUUUAAAAUGCAUUUUAGAAUAUUUCUUGCAAUUGUUUUAAACAUUGUACUUUUUUAGGCAUACUUUUGCAACAUUUGAUUAAUUCAAUUCUUAAAUUUGAAUUCAAUUCUUUAUGAGGCUCCCUAGAUCUAGAGGCCAUAGGGCAAUUUGCACCUUUGUCCCUCUUUCGGUGGCCCUUCUUAUAAAAGACAUUGAUAACAAAGCUCUUUUAAAGGGUAGGUAAGGUAAUUGAAAGUAUUGUCAUUGUCAAUUUUCGCGACCAUGCUUUAGAAUGAUAAGCUUGAAAUGCAUUCUGGUAUAACUUUUGCAGUUAUUUCUUGGAAUCGUUUUAAACAUUUUACUUUCUUAGACAUACUUUUGCAACGUUUGACUAAUUCUAUUCUUAAAAUGGAUGUCAUUAUGCUAUGAAUAUAGGGGGUUAGUUCUUUCUGUAUAGUCCCUUCCGUAUAUCCUGCAUUCGAAAAGUAUCUCAAACACUCGUAACAGUAAGUAGUAAUUUGUUACUGUUUGCAAGGGAAGCUGAUCCCCUUGAGCGCUUCUAAUACAAUAUCACUGUAAACAUAGUUUUGAUAUUUUUAAGUGUAGCGAAGUAAUUUCCAGUGAGCAUUUUAUUUCCUUCAAAACUGCCAAACUUCUUGCAAAGUGUAUAGAACUGUUAAAUUAUUUAUCAACGCUUGAAGAUUUCCUAUGAGAAACAUUUUAACUGAGUUUUUCGUAUGACCAAUGGUCACACAGUCACGGGAAAAAUGACACCCUGUUCAUAUCAAUCAUAUUGUCUCUUGUCGUAUUAUCUCAUAUCAUCCAUUGAGAAAUGUUGGCAGUCACAUUUCUCAACUCGUUCAAGAAAGUUACUUUAUUCAACUCUGCGAAGCACCUAACCCUUUGUUUGCCUGCAUAAAUAUGAAAGUAUUGUUGUAGACUUUAUAAGACACAAUUCAUUAUCACAAAUAAUAGACAAAAGAGGUUUCAAAGCAAGACCCUUGCGGUAUUCCACUUCUAAUUUUUUUACGAUUGAUGUUUCCUCUUUAAUUGCUGGCUAUUUUCGAAGUGCUUGGGAAUAUUCCUCACUAAAGGGAUGAAUUAAAUGUUAAUACAAGAAGCUCACCAUUUCUACCGCAUCUUUUACCAAUCUAGCUAGGCUUUAUGAUACACAACUGUUUUAUGGCAGUUGAGACAUUUUAUAUAUUCUGGAUAUUUGCAGUGUCAGUACCCAUUAAGAUUAAAAAUUUUAAAUUUUCGGAUACAUUUGAUCGAGACUUAAGUCUCGGUCACCAAAUGUAUGGGGGCCCGCUUAUUUUAAAAGUACAUUAAAUAAAUAAAAUUCAAGUUAAAUACAUUGAUGCAUUUGAAAUUAUCUUUCGCUGUACUUCAAUUGCUAUUAAAUGAUACAAAAUUAAUAAUGGAGAUUUUCAAUAAAUAGUCGUAGGUGCUAAGAAUUAAUUAUUUGAUAUUGAUACAAUUAAUUAUCGUAUAAGCUAAGAAUUAAUUAUUAGACAUUAAAAUGAUUAAUUAUUGUGCAAGCUGAGAAUUAAUUAUUGGACUAACGCAGAAUUAUCAGGCUAAUCCCAAAAUUCACUUCUCCCAUCAAAUUUCAUUUUUGGCGCCAAACUUGAUUGUUCAAACAAAACUAACAAGGACCUAAAACUGGAUAUCGUAAUGCCAAGGUCAAGACGCAGUCGUUGCAUCUACAGGAAAAGAAACGAAAGAUGACUGUCCUUGUUUUUUAGAAGUUAAGAUACUAUUCUAAACACCUACUAUAAUUUAUUGAAAAACUCCCAUUAUUAGUUUUGUAUCAUUUAAUAGCAAUUGAAGUACAGCGAAUUUAAUUCAAGAUGCAUCAAUGUAUCUAACUUUCUUUUUAUUUAUUCAAUGUACUUUUGAACUAAACGGGCCUCAAUAAAACGCCUGCAAAGCCUGUUUAAAUUUUUUAGAUGAAUU